AUGAAGUUCAACCCUUUCGUUACCUCGGACCGCAGCAAGAACCGCAAACGCCACUUCAGUGCCCCUUCGCAUGUGUGCAGGAAGAUCAACAGAUUGACAACGUCGUCCAGGUGUACAGAAAGAAGCCGUUGUCCUGAAUCCCCGCGCUCCGUGACCCUGCCUGUGCCCGGGACUCCCAACCCCCGGGCCUGGGCGGCCGCCGCUCCCCUGAAAACCUCGGGCUCAGCGGCUCCAGGACACGCGGGGCACGUGGUUUGUCGGGACUGUGGGAAAACCUUUGUCCAAUCCAGUGACCUCAAUGUACAUAGAAGAAUUCACACAGGAGAGAGACCUUACGAAUGUCAGGACUGUGGGAAAACAUUUACCCGGUCAAGUCUGCUCGGGCUACAUAGAAGAAUUCACACAGGGGAGAGACCUUACGAAUGUCAGGACUGCGGGAAAAGAUUUUCGCGAUCAGAUAACUUCACUGUACAUAGAAGACUUCACACAGGAGAGAGACCUUAUGAAUGUCAGGAAUGUGGGAAAACAUUUUCAGAAUCACGUGUGUUCAAAAAACAUAGAAAAGUUCACACCGGUGACAGACCUUACGAAUGUCAGGACUGUGGGAAAGCCUUUGCACAAUCAUGUCACCUCACUGAACAUAGAAGAAUUCACACAGGAGAGAGACCUUACGAAUGUCCGGACUGUGGGAAAAAGUUUUUACAAUCAAGGCACCUCACGUCACAUAGAAGAAUUCACACAGGAGAGAGACCUUACGCAUGUCAGGACUGUGGGAAAACAUUUGCACAAUCAAAUCAACUCACUGAACAUAGAAGAGUUCACACAGGAGAGAGACCUUACGAAUGUCAGCAAUGUGGAAAAGCAUUUCCACACUCAAGGUACCUCAAGAUACAUAGAAGAAUUCACACAGGAGAGAGACCUUACGAAUGUCAGGAAUGUGGGAAAACAUUUACACAUUCAGGUGCCCUCACUGUCCAUAGAAGAACUCACACAGGAGACAGACCUUUCGAAUGUCAGGACUGUGGGAAAACAUUUCCACAUUCAAGUAUGCUCACAGGACAUAGAAGAAUUCACUCAGCAGAGAGACCAUAG
Elephantulus edwardii (Cape elephant shrew) is the source of this 1092-nucleotide messenger RNA. Its product is annotated as zinc finger protein 675-like. The coding region runs from base 1 to 1092 and encodes 363 amino acids. Gene Ontology annotation, biological process: regulation of transcription by RNA polymerase II. Gene Ontology annotation, molecular function: DNA-binding transcription factor activity; RNA polymerase II cis-regulatory region sequence-specific DNA binding. The record is from RefSeq and is a predicted model, not a curated record. The transcript is spliced from 4 exons. NCBI's taxonomy places the organism in Eukaryota, Metazoa, Chordata, Mammalia, Macroscelidea, Macroscelididae.